GAGAUAGUUGUGGGACAAAGAGACUUGUCUGGACGAAGAAACGUUGCUCUUUGUGACUGUGGAGUGAGGAAGUCGCGUACCUCACCAUAGGAUUGUAUUGGUGUUUUGCUUCCGAGCAUUUUGAAGUGUUUUUGUUGUUUGUUUGUUUUUUUUUCGUCAGAUAAACGAGGAUGACUACUAAGCGGGGUGUCAGACCCGAUGAGGGACUGAUGAUGAUGCAGGAGCUUGACGACAGGCUGAAAGAGCAGAUUGACAAACUGGAGCAUGUUCGCCUUGUUGCUGUUGAACUGAAGGACAACUUGUCUGGGAGCAACGGUGAUCUAAGCCAGUCUAUCGCUGACCAUCUAGAAUGGUUGAAUCACUUGUCAGAACGAGUGGAAACUCUUCACAUGAACACUACUGUUUUUGUUCAGAUGAAUCCCAAGCCACGUGCAUGGGCAGGGAAACAGGGUUCCAAACAUGGCUACCGCUUGGGACGUCUCCACCAGACUGAGGACGCCCAGUCGGAGUUUGGCUGGUCCCCCAUCCGCACAAGACGAAACAGUGAUGCUGCCUCUGAAAUGUCCUGCAACUGGUGACCUGGCAGACUGUGGCCAAUAGAUCAACUGAUGAUGCAAUUUAAUGCAAAAUACUGUACGGCUCACUUCCACCAAAUUGAUGAUCGAAACCCAAACUCAUUGCACAUUUAUUUUUUUAUCAGUACAUUUCCACUCAUUAUGAUAAUUACAUGUAGUGCAAUACAUUUAUAUUUGUCGUAUAUUAUUACUUUAUUGAACAUGAUAGAUUUUUAAUAAAAACAUGGCUAUCCAAUCCCGUCAGUCUAUUUUAUGUCCAUGCCAGCUUUGUGCAAGGUUUGUGAGAUUCUCUAAACUGUCUUCUAAUUUUAAAAUGUACUUAAAUAAAAAUCAUAACACACGAUAUACCUUACUAUUGGUGCACCCAGUGGUAUAUUAUUCAAAGUAAUGUGUGAACUAAGUUCUAAUAAAUUACUAUAUGUUCUAGUUUAAUUAUUUAAGCCUGAACUCUUCUCUCAAAAACAGCCAAAUCAAACUAAUAUUUUGUAACCACUGGGUAAAGUGGCGAUGUGUUUUCCCCCUGUCUGAUGCAAUGUGUGUUUUGAAAGUGCAAUCAGGCAUGCUGUACUUGCAGGUACUGUCGCAGGGUUGAAAACCUGUGUAUAUAUAUGUAUGUAGGUCAGCCUGCUCCACCAGCAGAAGUCGCUGCUGAACCGCCUCCAUUCUGUCACUGUUCGUGUCUCUGUUUUAAAUAAAGCUUUGGCAGAACGCGUGGGUGAUAAUUCUGGAAGGAGUGUCUGAUAAGCUAAAGUAGCACUACCCUCUUUAAAGGGAUAAUUUUGAACACGCUGAGUUGAACUUAUUUUUGUAUCUUAUAUUAAACUAUACGGGUAUCGAGUGAACCCCCUGAAAACAUGGCAGAAAGUGACUGGGACACCGUUACUGUCUUGAGGAAGAAAGGGCCGACUGCUGCCCAGGCCAAAUCCAAGCAGGCUAUCACCUCUGCUCAGAGACGUGGGGAGGACAUUGAGACAACCAAGAAAUGGUCUGCGGGGCAGAACAAACAGCAUCUUGUGACGAAGAACACAGCCAAACUGGACCGGGAGACAGAGGAGCUACACCAUGACAGGGUUCCCCUGGAGGUGGGCAAGGUCAUCCAGCUAGGCAGACAGGAGAAAGGCCUGACCCAGAAAGACCUGGCCACUAAAAUUAACGAGAAGCCUCAAGUCAUUGCCGACUAUGAGUGUGGGAAAGCAAUUCCUAACAACCAGGUCUUGGGCAAGGUCGAGAGAGUAAUUGGGUUGAAACUGCGUGGGAGGGAUAUUGGCCAACCCCUGGAGGCAAAACCCAAGAAGAAAUGAACACAAAGCCUCGAAAUCAGCCCUUCCCAGGUCCCAUCUUUCCUAGCCACUGAAACCUGAACCCUUUCCACACCCCCACCCCUCCGAGAACCCUCAAAAACUCUCCUCCUCUCUCCCUCUUCCCUUCCUCUACCUGGGCUGAUCUCACCUGCGUCCUGCCCGAGGACCUGGUGCUCCACCGCAUACUGACAAGUCAUCAGACAAACACUCUCUUGACCACAUAAUCAAGUGAAUGAUCGAAUGCAUUUUUUUCACAAACUCGGAUAUUCUUGUGUAUUUUCUUUUCACUCACGUCUGCUUAGGCUUUUUGGCAUGAUGAAUUCAACUUUUUGAUAGCGAUUGUAAAGUCAUAAAAGGGUGAAUUAAUUUUCAUGACCAAAAUAAACUAGUUUGACUAACGUUAAUUCUGAGCAUGAUGUUAAGCCGAAAGUGCUCGAUUGCAUCUUUCUUUUUCACACACGUAAGACAGUGAGUGAAUGUCAUUACAGUGUUGAAAUGUUUUAAUGCUGUCCUUUGUUUUGAUCAGAAAAUAAAGUUUGGCAGUUCUC
Molecule: messenger RNA, 2424 nt
Organism: Dicentrarchus labrax (European seabass)
Lineage: Eukaryota; Metazoa; Chordata; Actinopteri; Moronidae
Gene: edf1
Product: endothelial differentiation-related factor 1
Exons: 8
Coding region: 1430-1876 (148 amino acids)
Cellular component (GO): nucleus
Molecular function (GO): DNA binding
Source: RefSeq, a predicted model, not a curated record